Daldinia caldariorum is the source of this 363-nucleotide messenger RNA. Its product is annotated as putative ethanolamine utilization protein. The transcript is spliced from 3 exons. The record is from RefSeq and is a predicted model, not a curated record. NCBI's taxonomy places the organism in Eukaryota, Fungi, Ascomycota, Sordariomycetes, Xylariales, Hypoxylaceae. The coding region runs from base 1 to 363 and encodes 120 amino acids.
AUGAGCUCGUCCAGCUCAGCCCCAUUUUCCUAUUUCCCCAAAGCGCAGAGCAACAAGCCACCGCUAAUUGCAAACGAGAAUGCCUUCUUAGGAGACGUCGCAACAUCUAUCGAUCCAGAGAAGCCCAUCUCAGCUGGGUUCUACCGCUUGGAAAAGGGGACACCGCUCGUAUAUGAGUACACGUAUCACGAGAUGAAGAUAAUUGUUGAGGGCAGCUUUGAUAUAAGUGACGAAGCAGGAAACAAAGUGCAUGCUGUCCCAGGCGACGUUUUCUAUUUCCCCAAGGGCUCCAAAAUCACCUUUACUACAGAAGAUUACGGGCUUGGUUUCUUCUGUGGGCAAAGAGAGAAGGAUAGCGCAUAA